Messenger RNA from Tetrahymena thermophila SB210, 1233 nucleotides. Its product is annotated as glutathione S-transferase. Gene Ontology annotation, cellular component: nucleus; cytoplasm. Gene Ontology annotation, biological process: translational elongation. Gene Ontology annotation, molecular function: translation elongation factor activity. The record is from RefSeq and is a predicted model, not a curated record. Lineage: Eukaryota; Ciliophora; Oligohymenophorea; Hymenostomatida; Tetrahymenidae. The transcript has a single exon.
AUGACCUACCAAUUACUCGCCCCCGCUGGUAACUUCAGAGCUAACAUGCUCCUCACCAUCGCUGAAUUAGUCGGUGUUAAGCUCGAACUCGUUCACACUGAAUACGCUGCCACCAAGACCCCCGAAUUCAAGCAAAAGAACCCCUUAGGUAAGGUUCCCGUCCUUAUUACCCCCGAAGGUCCCGUCUACGAAUCUAAUGCCAUCGCUAGACACCUCGCCAGAACUGCUGGUAAGCUCUACGGUGCUAACCAACACGAAGCUGCUUUGGUUGACUAAUACUUAGAUAUGGCCGUUACUGAAUUAUUACCCUCUUUGACCACCACCCUUUACGCUAUUUUCGGUUUCAAGCCUGCUGACAAGGAAGUCCUCAAGGCUGCUAAAUAAGAAACCUUCAGCGUCUUGAGAAUCUUAAACGAAAGACUCACCCACCACAAGUACUUAGCUGGUGAAAACCUCACUAUUGCUGAUAUCCAACUCGCUACUUUCUUAAACCUCGCUUUCAGAGUUACCAUCUCUGGCGAACAAAAGAAGCCUAUUGCUAAGGUUGUUGAAUACUUCGUUAGAGUUGCUCAACUCCCCGAAUUCACCAAGUAUCACGGAAGACCCCACUUCGCCACCUCUGAAUUCUAAACUGUUGCUGCCCCCGCUGCUGAAGCUAAGGACAACAAGAAGAAGGAAGCUGCCAAGGCUAAGGAAGCCCCCAAGCCCAAGGAAGCUCCCAAGAAGAAGGAAGAAAAGGUUGAAGAAGAAGAAAAGGAAGAACAACCCGCUAGCGGCUGGAACUUGUAUGACUACAAGACCCUCUACGUCAACGCCAAGAACAAAGAAGAAGCCAUCUAAAACUUAGUUGAAAACUUCGACGCCAAGACCAUGUGCAUCUACCACUUACACUACCAAAAGUACACUGGUGAUGGUCAAGUCCUCUAUCUCUUCAACAACAUGAAGAACAAUUUCCUCUAAAGAUGUGACCCCGCUAGAAAGGUCGCUUUCGGUACCUACUCUAUCUACGGUGAAGAACCCAACCUCGAAAUCUCUGGUGUCUGGUUGUUCAUGGGUGCCACCAUUCCUCCUCAAAUGAACGAAAAUCCUUCUUUCGAAUAUCACGACCUCAAGCAAUUAGAUAUCACCAAGGCUGAAGACUUACAAAUCCUCAGAAACUACUGGACCAACACCGAAGAAGACACCUCCGUUGUUGAUGGUCUUAGACUCAGAUCUUUCGGUUCUUUCAAGUGA